AUGGAUGGACCACCUGAGUUGAUGAAAGGAACGAGAGAACGCUUACGAUACAGGGUUGUAAAAGUUUACUCUAGGGUAGGUCUUGCCCAGGUUAUGGGAGACAUGAGAGAGAGAAUAAAACGGCGUGAGUAUGACAGAGAACGAAGACCUCGUCCUUCGACAGCAAAUUCCGUCACAAGCUCGAGAUCGUCUCAGCACUCUAGAUCUGAUCCAUCUCUGCAAGAACAGCUCCAGCCAGUUGGUGGUCAAGACGUAGAUUUGGAACACCUGCAGCUGUCGCCAACUGCAACCUGUGAAACUAUUUAUACAGGUGAAAUAGAUUAUGCAGAGCUGGCGACAGCUGCAGGGACUGUAGCAACUUCAAGACAACAGGUGCUGCUGUUGCACCAUGAGACGCGCUGUCCGGUGGCUCUGGGGUUUCCAGCUGACAACUUCCAAAUGAUAGAUUCUUUUUUAAUUGAAAUCAUUCAAAUUAUUGAUGGGGAAAUGAUUAUACCGGGAAGCAGAGGAAGAAAACUGGCAUCAAUGGAAUUAAAUGAGAAAAUUAUAUGGAAGAAACAAGAUUGUCAAAUAAUUUAAUUAAUUAACUUGUGAUUUGUAAUUUGUGUUGUAUGAAUUUACAAUA
Molecule: messenger RNA, 625 nt
Organism: Corticium candelabrum
Lineage: Eukaryota; Metazoa; Porifera; Homoscleromorpha; Homosclerophorida; Plakinidae
Exons: 6
Coding region: 1-579 (192 amino acids)
Source: RefSeq, a predicted model, not a curated record